UGCCGCUAGGACGGUCACCAGGCGGAACCUUGGGACCGCCCCUAGCAACCUGGUGCUAGGAGGACUUGUGGAGCGCUCGCCUGGAGGACAGGCUCUAGGUUACAAGUACCUUACGGGAGCCGUUGUCUCAGGAUGACUGACUUGCUUUUCUGUGAACCGACAGAACUCUAUAACAUCUUGAAUCAGGUCUCCAAGCUGUCCAGAUUAGCUGAGCCCAACUACCUCUGUUUACUGGAUGUCCGAUCCAAAAGGCAGUAUGACGAGAGUCACGUGGUCACUGCCCUCAGGGUGAAAAAGAGAGAUCAUCAGUACCUCAUCCCAGAGUCUGUAGAUCUGGAGUGUGUGAGAUACUGCAUCGUGUACGACAGCAACACCAGCUCCCUGGAGCUGAGCAUACGGCGGCGGUAUGAGGAGGAAGACGAGGAAGAAGACACAACAGAGGUCAAGGAGGAGGACACGGAACUCUUGCCUGGACCUGCUGUGGAAUUUGGACAAAUCCUCAUCCACUUUACCCGCCAGCCUGUCUAUGUCCUCAGAGGGGGCUAUGAGUGCUUCUCUGGCCUGUACCACUUCUUCCGGACCCAGAAGAUCAUCUGGAUGCCCCAGGAACUGGAUGCCUUCCAGCCAUACCCGAUUGAGAUACUUCCAGGCAGAGUCUUCCUGGGCAAAACCAGUCAAGCCUGCAAUGCCAAGAUGCACAAGGAUUUGAAAAUUAAAGCACAUGUCAAUAUUUCCAUGGAGACAACACCCUAUUUUAUAGGCAAUGCAGACAAGCUCUUGCACGUCAAGCUUGAGGAUACGCCAGACUCCAUCCUUUUUACCUAUUUCCGCCACAUCUGUCACUUUAUGGAACUUCACCUCAGGCUCCGCUCUGUCAUUCUGGUCUUUUCCACCCGUGGCAUCAGCCGCAGUGUUGCAGCUGUGGUAGCCUUCCUCAUGCAUUACAAUGAGGAGACCCUGAAGAGGUCCUGGGCCCACGUGAAGAAAUGCAAAACCAACAUGCGUCCGAAUCGGGCCUUGGUGGCUCAGCUGCUGGAGUGGGAGAGAGUCCUGCACGGGGAGUACCUCACAGACAUCUCUGAGCCUAUCUACUGACCUUCGCCUAUGACCCAGCCAUGGUCGUCGAGGAGUAUCAGUUGG
This is a messenger RNA of Apodemus sylvaticus (European woodmouse), 1140 nucleotides long. It is a transcript of the gene Styxl1, whose product is annotated as serine/threonine/tyrosine interacting like 1. Gene Ontology annotation, cellular component: mitochondrion. The transcript is spliced from 9 exons. Gene Ontology annotation, biological process: protein dephosphorylation; positive regulation of intrinsic apoptotic signaling pathway; negative regulation of cytoplasmic stress granule assembly. The record is from RefSeq and is a predicted model, not a curated record. NCBI's taxonomy places the organism in Eukaryota, Metazoa, Chordata, Mammalia, Rodentia, Muridae. The coding region runs from base 133 to 1095 and encodes 320 amino acids. Gene Ontology annotation, molecular function: protein phosphatase inhibitor activity; protein tyrosine/serine/threonine phosphatase activity; protein phosphatase binding.